Molecule: messenger RNA, 1675 nt
Organism: Rana temporaria (common frog)
Lineage: Eukaryota; Metazoa; Chordata; Amphibia; Anura; Ranidae
Gene: FOXR1
Product: forkhead box R1
Exons: 6
Coding region: 65-931 (288 amino acids)
Biological process (GO): regulation of DNA-templated transcription
Cellular component (GO): nucleus
Molecular function (GO): DNA-binding transcription factor activity; sequence-specific double-stranded DNA binding
Source: RefSeq, a predicted model, not a curated record
CAUUAAAACACCUGGUCAUCAAAGGCUGCUGAGUGCUGACCAACACUACACUGCUCUUACCAUAAUGAUGUUACACUUGGCUAAUAGAAGCAAGUAUGAACAUCUUCAUUUAUCAACAGCUUUAGAAGACUGGGACAUGAUGGAAGAACUGAAUCAGUGCGUUACUAUAGAUCAGUAUUUUGCUGGUGCUGAAGAGAAGGUGGAACAUUGCUCAGUAAAUAGUCAGCAAAGCCUGUCCAAGGAACCAACACCACAGGAACUUUCUUUUAAGCCCACACUGUGGCUUGUUGUGGAUCCCAACCUAGUGAUCCCAUGCCCUGAUUUAUCAACUUUGACUUCUGAGUCUUGUGUCUCAAAUUCCUACAAGCACCCCACAUCGGAGAAUACACCAAAGUCUGCUGCAGGCUGUUUGACUACAGAAGAUUCUGAAGAGGAACCUGUGACAUCAGUCAGCAAACUGUAUGUUGAAGAUGAUCCCCCCUAUACACCAAUAUCGUCAACACUCCAUGUCCAAAGGUGUCAUGGCAGGAAGGUGCGUGUACGGAGAAGUCUAUCUCCAUAUGAAAAGUGGCCCCGGCCUCCAAUCAAUUAUUGCAACUUAAUAUCUCUGGCACUAAGGAACAGUGAGGAUGGAAGUCUAAAUGUGCAACAGAUUUACAGCUUUGUUAGGGAACACUUUCCAUUUUUCCAUGCUGCUCCAGAUGGUUGGAAAAAUACUGUCCGGCACAAUUUGUGUUUCAGCAGCAGCUUUGAGAAGAUCGCAGGUUGGGUGUGUGCUGAUGGACACCGGCGAUCUUGUCUGUGGAAAUUAACAAGCCAGGGUCGUAAAAAAUUCCGCACAGAGGUGCAUGGCCUGUCAGAUGAGUUACUGCGCAUAUUACGAAGGAGCAUGACCAAACCAGCACUCAUGGAGUUGAUGUUUGGGAUGUGAAGAAUUCCGUCAGAUGUAUAUUUUUCUCCUGAAGACAUUUUUUUUAUUUCCUUUUCUAUCCCUUUUGGGGAAUGAUUAUGUAUUUAUACAAUCCUGAAUUUAAGGAUAAAAAUUCAACACUUUUUGUUUAAUUUUGGCAUUUAAUGCCAUGUUCUAAAGAAUAUUUUAUUUCAUUUUGCUGUCCUCUUUUGAGAAUUUGGUUAGUCAUGUAAUCCUAAAUGUAAAGUCUAAAUGCAGGAAUGCUAUGAAGUACCAAGCUGGACCAAAAUAAACUGUAUGUAGUAUGGACUACAUGUGGUAUGCAGUGCUGCGUUAAGCAGUGGUAUGGGGUUGGACUGAGUGCUGCUCAGACAUUCAGAGGAAGCCUUGUAAAAAUGUUAUGAAUACAAGGCUACUUCUGAUUGUCAAAGGUGGAUGAUGUCACAAUCUCCACCAUGUCACAAUCUCCACCUUAGUCAAUCAGAGGGUGCCUUGUAUUCAUUGAUAAAAUUACAAGGCUUCCUGUGAAUGGUGGCGCAACCUGAGUGAGUGAGUGAGCGUGUUUAAGCCUUUUGAGCCUCUGGCUCUAAUCGUGUGCUUAAAAAAAACAAAAAACACCACUCUCCUUGGAAUUCAUGCAUCUGGCGCCCCGCAUGUAGAUUAGGGGGCCGGACACAUGUAUAGGGGGGGUGGCGGUGCCCGUGCGCCCCUAUUGGACAGGCUGCCACUGGUUGAUGCAGUGUUGGCAGCUAUUGGAUUAAUAAA